Colletotrichum costaricense is the source of this 885-nucleotide messenger RNA. RefSeq lists its product as uncharacterized. The transcript is spliced from 3 exons. The record is from RefSeq and is a predicted model, not a curated record. The coding region runs from base 1 to 885 and encodes 294 amino acids. Lineage: Eukaryota; Fungi; Ascomycota; Sordariomycetes; Glomerellales; Glomerellaceae.
AUGGCUCCGCCAGGUAUUACCGGUGAUUCUUCGCGCAAAAGAUCAGCUUCACCGUUACCUAGCGAUGGAAAUAAUCGCUACGAGUUACGCAGCAAGGCAAAGAAAGCGAAAGUUGGCCAGAAGCUAGGUUUCUUAUCACUGCCAGCCGAGUUACGCAACAUGGUCUAUGAUCUCACCCUCGUACAAAGACGAAUCAUCAUCAACUGUGAUCGUCGCAACAUGCGUUUUCGACACAAUCGAAACCAUCCUGUCUCUGGUCCUCUCAUACGCACCUGCAAGACGGUUUACGCUGAUGCCAGAGCUCUAAUGUACUCAGCCACAUUCGAGCUUGAGAACAUGGAUUACCUCGAGAAAUGGCUGAGAACCCUCGGUUCAGGAGCUGUCGACAUACGAGACAUCAGAUUGACACGGUCAUUCCAAGCAUACUUCGCUCAAAGUUACGGAGUUAAUCUCCCGGUGCGGAACCAAAAAGAUUACAGAGCUACCACGCGACAGGUUGCCAAACUCCUGAGUGGCUGCCGACAUCUCGAAAAUCUAGACUUGGGCUUCUUGUACACCAAGAAGUUCCGGACGACGCCCCUCAUCGAGAACAAAGAUAACCCUGCGUACUGGCAAAAGGAGGCACGACUUCUUGCCGAGAUGGUGUUCCGCGAUUUGUUCGUCCUGCUAGUAGCGGCUAAGGCUUCCGGCAAGACAGUGGACCAAGUGGCGAGCUUACCCCAAAUCCACCACAAGAACUUUGAGUGUAUCAAACACCAUCCCUCCAAUGUGGGGAAUGGCAAUCCACAACGAGAAACAGCUUGUCACAUGAAGUUAUUGAUUGCGAAGUACAUCGGAAAUCGAUCACACCCCCGGAAGCCAGGUAGCUCAGCUUUUUUGGCAUAG